This is a messenger RNA of Microthlaspi erraticum, 3930 nucleotides long. Lineage: Eukaryota; Viridiplantae; Streptophyta; Magnoliopsida; Brassicales; Brassicaceae. The record is from the annotation of a GenBank genome assembly.
AUGGCGGCAUCCAAGCCGUCUCCUACUGAUACAUGGGAUUCUACUCUCCCUGGUCCUCCUAGCCGCAACAACUUCGGAUCCGCCGAUCUCAGUCCCUCCGGUCUCUUCGCCUUCGCCUCUGGUUCCUCUGUCUCCGUCGUCGACUCUCGCUCUCUCCAGCUCGUCUCCACUAUCCCUCUCCCUCCUCCUCCCGGUGCCCUCUCCCCCUUCGUCACUUCCGUCCGCUGGAUCCCUCUCCCUCUCCCCCGCGAUCUGCUCUCCACCGAGCCCUCCGUCUCUCACCUUCUCCUCGCCGUUGCCGACCGCCACGGCCGCGUCGCCCUCGUUGACUUCCAUCUUCGCUCCGUCGUCGUCUGGCUUGAUCCCUCCUCCGAUCCCAAGCUUGGCAUCCAAGACCUCUGCUGGGUUCAGGCUCGCCAGGAUUCUCAUGUCCUCGCCACCAUUUCUGGCUCUUCCUUCCUCUCUAUCUACACCACCUCCACCUCUGGCGGUGUUUUCUGGAAGUACGAUGCCGGCUCGGAGAUCCUCUCCUGCCUCCGCCGUGACCCCUAUGAUUCCCGCCAUUUCUGCGUCCUUGGCCUCAAGGGAUUCCUCUUGUCGAUCAAGGUACUUGGAGACACCGAGAAUGACGUCGUGAUUCAGGAGAUGCAGAUCAAGACGGAUUUCAGUGAGCUGCUCAGGUUGGAAAGAGAGGCGGCCAGUAACGGCAAUUCCUCAUUUUCUUCUUCGCCUGCUUCAGCGGCAUUUCCCUUGUACUUGGCCAGAUUUGCCUUCUCGCCACACUGGAAGAAUAUACUGUUUGUGACGUUUCCGAGGGAGCUCUUGGUGUUUGAUCUGCAAUAUGAGACGGCUCUCUCGGCCACGCCUUUACCUCGCGGUUGCGCCAAGUUUAUGGAUGUCUUGCCGGAUCCGAACAAGGAGUUGCUUUAUUGUGCUCAUGUCGAUGGUAGACUCAGCAUUUGGCGUCGAAAAGAAGGAGAACAGGUGCAUGUCAUGUGUACCAUGGAAGAGUUUAUGCCAUCUAUUGGAAUGUCCAUCCCUUCUCCGUCAGCUUUGGCUCUUCUCCUCAGUCAAUCGGACUCUACCAUGCAAACCAUUACAAAACUUCACCCAGAUGGAACUACCUCUGUGGAUUUUGAUAACCCAUUUGACUUUUACGACGAAAGCCUUCUUGUUUCUAAGACGACUUUUAUCUCCCUAUCUGAUGACGGUAAAAUAUGGAAGUGGGUCUUAAGUGCUGAAGGGGUUGAAGAUGUUCUGAAAAGUGCGUCAGACUUGGACAUGGGUACGGAAGGCACUGAAGCAGCAACUCCUGGAGCAAUCCAGAAAAAAGAUUCCACAGAUCUGGAUGAUGGACUAGUUGUUGCUCCUACAAAUCGAAGCAGAGGUCACACGUCAAGUUCCUCCUCGGGCAAAUCAGACCUAUCAUUUAAGAUCAGCCUGACUGGACAGCUUCAGCUUCUUUCUUCCACAGUCUCUACACUUGCUGUACCAUCUCCUUCUCUUACAGCAACCCUAGCGAGAGGUGGUAACAGUCCAGCGGCAGCUGUUCCUUUGGUUGCUCUGGGAACUCAGAACGGAACAAUUGAUGUUGUUGAUGUAUCGACAAAUGCUGUUGCUGCAAGCACUUCUGUUCAUACUGGUGUAGUUAGGGGACUUCGGUGGCUUGGAAAUUCAAGAUUAGUUUCAUUUUCUUACAGUCAGGUGAAUGACAAAAGCAGAGGCUACAUAAAUAAGCUUGUUGUUACCUGCCUUAGGAGUGGGUUGAACAAACCAUUUCGGGAUUUACAAAAGCCAGAGCGUACUCCUAUAAGAGCUCUUAGAACUUCUUCUUCCGGAAGGUAUCUUCUAAUUCUAUUCCGUGAUGCUCCUGUAGAAGUUUGGGCAAUGACCAAGCAUCCAGUCAUGCUUAGAUCAUUAGCUCUUCCUUUUACGGUAGUAGAAUGGACGCUUCCAGCAGUUCCACGCCCAGGUCAAGGCGGUCCAGCAAUGGCGUCAGCAGACUCUACGCCUGUGGGCUCGGAUGGAUCGCAUGAAGAAACUGUAGAGAGUUUUGCAUUUGCACUAGUAAAUGGUGCCCUCGGAGUAUUUGAAGUCCAAGGACGUAGAAUUCGAGAUUUCAGACCAAAAUGGCCAUCUACAUCAUUUGUUCCUUCAGAUGGAUUGGUUACAGCUAUGGCAUAUCGCUUGCCUCACGUGGUUAUGGGAGAUAGAUCAGGAAACAUAAGAUGGUGGGAUGUAACAACUGGACAGUCAUCUGCGUUUAAUAGUCACAGAGAUGGAAUACGUAGAAUCAAAUUCUCACCUGUUGUUGCUGGAGAUCGUAGCCGAGGGCGUGUAGCUGUGCUAUUUAAUGACAAUACAUUCUCUGUAUAUGAUCUUGAUUCACCAGAUCCGGUAGCCCAGUCGCUUCUGCAGCCCCAGAUUCCGGGGACCCUUGUACUGGAACUUGAUUGGUUGCCUCUGAGAACUGAUAAAAAUGAUCCACUUGUUCUGUGCAUUGCUGGAGCUGAUAGCACCUUCCGGCUUGUUGAAGUUAUUGUAAAUGAAAAGAAGGCUGGCUCUGUGCCCCGGUCUAAAUCUGUAAAGGAGAGAUUCCGUCCUAUGCCUAUGUACUCCCCUAUCUUACUUCCUGUACCACAUGCGCUGGCACUGCGGAUGAUUUUACAGUUGGGAGUAAAACCAUCUUGGUUUAAUACGUGUAGCACCACUUUAGAGAAAAGGCCUCAUUUGAUCCGUGGAAUGGCUUCAUCCUCUAAGGAUCUUCGGAGUUACAUGAUUCAGUUACCACCUUUAGGAGACCCAGUAGUGCCAGAAAUGCUGCUGAAGAUACUAGAACCAUAUCGGAAAGAAGGUUGCUUGCUGGAUGAUGAAAGAGCAAAACUGUAUGCUGAUGUGGUCAAGAAAGGUUGUGCUGCAAGAUUUGCUUUUGCAGCUGCAGUUUUUGGUGAAACCUCGGAAACUUUUUUCUGGUUGCAACUGCCCCAAGCCAUUCGCCAUCUGAUGAACAAGCUGAUGAAAAGGUCUCCGCAGAAGAUCUCUUCCCCAGCGUUGGGCUCAGGAAUUGAUGAAGCAUCUAUGCCGAGUAAAAUAUCAUCUAGUGGUAUAUCGGCACCUGAAGCCAGGAAAAUAGAUUCUGUGUGUGAUGGUUCACUUAGAUUAAUGGCUUUUGAGCGAGAAGAGUUGUGGACACGUGCCAAUGAACGCAUCCCUUGGCAUGAGAAAUUGGAGGGGGAAGAUUGCAUUCAGAAACAAGUACACGAGCUGAUAUCAGUUGGAAAUUUGGAAGGUGCGGUUAGCUUGCUGCUUUCUUCUGCUCCUGAUUCUCCAUACUUCUAUCCAAAUGCGCUCCGAGCUGUUGCACUCUCUUCAGCUGUGUCUAAAUCUCUUCUGGACCUCGCAUUAAAGGUUGUUGCAGCCAACAUGGUACAGACGGACAACUCGCUCUCUGGUACUCAUCUUCUAUGCGCGGUUGGAAGACACCAAGAAGCUUGUUCACAGCUACAAGAUUCUGGUCGAUGGACCGAUGCUGCUACCUUGGCUGCCACACAUUUAGAAGGAUCGGAUUAUGCCAGGGUAUUGCAGAGGUGGGCUGAUCAUGUCCUCCACGCGGAACACAAUGUCUGGAGGGCCCUUAUUUUAUAUGUGGCUGCUGGCUCCCUGCAAGAAGCGCUUGCAGCUCUGAGAGAGGUGCAACAGCCCGACACAGUAGCCAUGUUUGUGCUCGCCUGUCAAGAGAUUCAUUCAGAAAUCGUAACCGAGAUAUCAAGCCAAGACCAACAGCAAGAGUCUGAAUUUGAUACAGUAAUGACCGAUCUGCCUGGUCUAGAACCUGGCAAGGAAGAAGUAGCAGCAGUUUGCGAAUACUUUCAACAGUACCAGAGAAAGCUGGUCCAUUUGUGCAUGGACUCGCAACCUUACGCCGACUGA